GAUUCAGGGAUUAAGGAAACGAUAGAGAAAACAAGGGCCAAAAAGAAAAGAAAAGAAAAAAAAAUAAGUGAUAUAUACCACAAGGGCAUCAUCUAUCACCUAUUUUGGGUAAAUGACAGGCCCAUCUGGAGCCGGUCCAGCUGCAACAGCACCACCAGAUGCAGCAGCAGCAGCGACGGCGCCAGCUUCUUCAUCACCGAACGACCAAGGCCAAGGUCAAACCCAGAACCAAACCCAACAUCAUAUCACCCGACCUGCAUCCGCCUCUUCUCGCCAAUCUCCCAUACCGACAGCCUCCGCUUUUUCGGAGCCAGGAUUGACUAACCUUCAACAACACAAUGCCGCCGACCCAUCGAUCCAACUUUUAGCAUUUUCUGACGUCCCGUCCGAUUUAGUCCAACUCAAACCCAUCCCGGCCGACAAUAACGCCAUCACCGCCGACAUUAUCAAUAAUUCUUCUACCAUCAAGGCUAAAAAUCACCAGCCGCGCAAACCUUCUCCUGGAUUGGCUGCACGUCUCAAGGCCCUAGGCUUCGGUACUCAGAGACAAUCCUCACCUUCCGCCUUGGCACCGAAUCACGAACACGUCGGCCGCCUGCCAGAGGACCAGCUACGCUUUCUUGAUCUGAAACACCAAGCCAAUUCAAGCGAACUAGUCAUCGAACGACGCGGUCGGCCUUGGAAGGGUGCCGGUGCCCCUCUCCAGCUGUUGAGAUCCAAAUCUAGUCGCGACUCAUUUCGAAGAAAGAGCGCCGCGAGCGAGGAGGAGAAGCCAUCACCGCCUCUCUCUGUUCAGGCCGAACCAAUUUCUAAGCCUGAGCUUCUGCCUGAAAUAACUGAAGCUCCACCCUUGGAUAUGGACACUAACAAAUAUCGAUUGCCCGACCACACGAAUGGAAAUGGCACCAAGGCGCAGUUGGACACGCGUAGGGAACAUCUCGAGCGAGACCUCCCCGUCCCGACCCUAGAAGUCGAAGAUUCCCAAACGCCACCUCCCGUCCCAGCCAAGGACACGCCGCCCGGGGGCACAGCUUCUGCUGAAUUUACAUCCGACUUGCCUUCCUAUUUCAAUCCUCUAGGGCUUCAACGGCCGGGGUCCAUAUACACAAUAUCUCGUGCCUCGUUCGCGAAUCAACUAGCUCAACUUACCGCACUACAACUACCUGAUGCUGAAUUGCUAUCAAGCAAGGUUGCCGCCAUCCCCACCGCCCAGGCUGCAACGAAAGCCCUGCUAGGUGCUGCCGAACAGAUACGGAGCUGGAUCUCGAAAGCCUCCGAGGUUAUCGGAGGUCUCGAUAGCGACGAUGAUGUGGAGUGGGCAGCGGCCGGUGGCCGAGAGGGGUAUGAAGAAGUGGAGAAUGCCAUCACGAGAUUCGAAGGGCUCAUCAAUGUCUACGUCACCGCGAUCGAAGCGCUACAGAGUCGGCCAGACAUUGCCAACGUAUCUAGCGAUGACCUGCAAAGAGCAGUGACACAGAUGGAAGCCAUUAUGAGCGAGUGGUCAAAGAUUCGCUCUACUCUGAACAACGUUAAAGGCCAAGUUGAGACAGCCAUGGAAUGGGAAGAACUGUGGAACAUGGUUCUCGGCGACAUCCAGAACGAAAUGGACGAGUUGAGCCGAUUAAUAUUUGAAAUGGAAGAGCGACGCCAUAAGUCUAUAAUGGCAGUUUCUAAUGGAGAUGGUGUUGACAUUGGCGACCUGGAGACCAUCGUCGAGGAGACGCCGCCAGCCGUUAUGCGCAAUAACCGAUACAGCGUUCCAUCAUUCCCGCUCAGCCCAAGCUCUCCGGGAACUCCCACCCUCACCCAGGAUGACUCGAGUUUACUUGCGUUAUUCGCAAGGAUGCAGCCGUUGAGGGCAUCACUGGACUUUUUACCUAUGAGACUAUCCGUGUUCGAGGCAAGAGCCUCUGGUGCUUUCCCGACAGCUUGCGAGGAGCUUGAGAUGAGAAGAGAAGGCUUAGAAGCCAGCUAUGUGAAGCUCGAAAAAGAUGCCGAGUCUCUAAGAAAGGAACUAGGGGAGGACAAGUGGGUCUUGGUAUUUCGCGGUGCUGGCAGGCAGGCCCAGAAAAUGAUCGAGUCCGUGGACCGAAGCAUGGGUAAGCUGCGUGAAGCUGUGGACCAGGGGUUGCAGCUCUCGAGUCCUGCAGCGAUGAGUAAGAAGAUCGAAAGCUACGAGGCGAAGAAGAUACAUUACGGGCCAGCGAUCGAGCGCGUGUUAUCCAUCAUUGAUAAAGGUGUCAAGGAUAGGCUUACCGUUAACGGUGAAGUCCUUAGGCUACAUAACGAGUUGCAGUCGAAGUGGGCAGAAGUAAGAGAGUCGAUGGCAACAAUGAGUGUAGUCUUGGAGGAGAUUCAAUCUCAAAAGCAGAACCAACAGCUGCGGGAUUCGAUCUCAAGUAUGCUUUCCAUUGACAGAUCUACUGUUGCUAGUGGCAACGAUACUCCGGGAAGUUCGCCUCCGUCGUCGGUCGUCAUGUCCAGCCUAGGCCUGGACCCGAUUACUCCAGCAUCAAAGAACAAGAGGCGUGCCACUAGCGGCGGCAGUCAUUUGCCUCAGCCCUCAGCGGCCCGCAGAAGUAGUUCAAGUUUAGCUCCCCCGCCUUCACGACGACCCCCUGGAUCUAGGUAUUCCACAUAUCAAUCGAGCACUUCCAGCUUGACGACGCCACCUCGAAGUGGCAGUGCGACACCUAUGGCGACUCGGCUUCCAAGAUCUACUUCCAAUGUUGCUGACAACCGCCCUCGGUGGAAUGCGUCCACGAACACCAACGAUUCUGAUGUCGGGCACAACUUCAAGCCGCUUACCCUUACUACACCUAGCCCGUACGCCAAAACUCCUAACUCUACGCACGCGUCUUCUUCCAUAACCCCAACUUCCAGCGCCUCUAAACUUCCCCUUCGCAGUCCGUUGGCGAGGGCGACUUCGUCAUCACCAAUGCCCGACGAUACGCCUCCUAGGAGAAGUACCUCUCGACUUUCGUUUCGCGAUCGUAUCCAUGCUGCUGCUUCCGGACAGCCUCCUGCUAAACCUCGUUUUGUGACACAAGUAUCUAGUUCGGCUCUCGAUAAUCGAAGAUCUUCACUCCAACCGCCAAGGCCAGGUAGCAGCGUUAGUGGUAACUUUGGCGGCGUUAAGCAGCGGCCAGCUAGUUCCCUGGCCACAUCCAAUCGACGUAGCAGUUUACUUCCCCAGCCCAAAUCGAGGGCGGAGGAUGAGACUGGUCGUCAUAGCCCGCAUGCUGCGGCCGCUGCUCGUGCCGUUAUGCGCAAGGGUUACAGCAUGACGGAGUCGAAACAACCGAAAGAUAACAAACCUCGUUGGCACUUUUGAGUGGCACACGCUCGCUUUCAUUUCUAAUUUCCGAUCCGACUUGCGGAGGGGUC
Molecule: messenger RNA, 3387 nt
Organism: Annulohypoxylon truncatum
Lineage: Eukaryota; Fungi; Ascomycota; Sordariomycetes; Xylariales; Hypoxylaceae
Product: KAR9-domain-containing protein
Exons: 1
Coding region: 113-3334 (1073 amino acids)
Biological process (GO): nuclear migration along microtubule; establishment of spindle localization; mitotic spindle orientation checkpoint signaling
Cellular component (GO): cell cortex; spindle pole body; mating projection tip
Source: RefSeq, a predicted model, not a curated record